Messenger RNA from Penaeus vannamei (Pacific white shrimp), 854 nucleotides. Its product is annotated as DNA polymerase epsilon subunit 4. Gene Ontology annotation, cellular component: epsilon DNA polymerase complex; nucleus. Gene Ontology annotation, biological process: DNA-templated DNA replication. Lineage: Eukaryota; Metazoa; Arthropoda; Malacostraca; Decapoda; Penaeidae. Gene Ontology annotation, molecular function: protein heterodimerization activity. The record is from RefSeq and is a predicted model, not a curated record.
CCUACCCAACUUUGACCAUAAGAAUGGCGGGAGGUGAGAGUGAGACGAACGCGUCGUUGAACAAUAAUGGCGUUGAGGCGGCGACAGAGGAGUUGCCAGGAGAAGAAGAAGAGAAAGGAUCAGGAUUGCGUUUUCCUUUGGCCAGGAUCAAAAGAAUUAUGAAAGCUGAUCCUGAAUUAGGGUUAGCCAGUCAGGAUGCGGUGUUCCUCGUCGCCAAAGCUACAGAACUGUUUGUGGAAUCCCUGGCUCUGGAGGCUUACCACUACACAAGCCAGUCAAAGAAAAAGACUGUAUCGAGGCGAGAUGUUGACCACUGCAUUGAUGCCAUAGAAGCACUAGCCUUUUUGGAUGGUGCGAUGGACUGAUGGUGGACCGUUAGGAGGGGGAAUCUUUGUCUUUGUUCUUAUGUCAGUUACAUUGCUCAAAUGUUACUCCUUACUCAAGGAUUCUGACUUGAUAAAACUUUGAACAUAGAAAAGGUUUGAAUGAGAAUGAAUUUUCAGUGCGAGAGCUAGGUUGCAAUUAUUAUAGUCAAAAUUGUCUCUUGCACUGUGAAGAUAUUCUCUCAUACAUACCUCAUGUAUUUUUCACAAUGAACAAACUUUAAAUGUUGCUUUUCUUCCCAUUAUUUGAGCUUACAGACUCAUAUAAACUUUGAACACUUUUCAAGGUCUACUGGGAUAUCUACACAAUAGAUAUGAAGAGUAGACAAAUAAUAGUCUGGUAUUGGUUUUAAAAAUGCUUUGUAAAGACUUUCAGAAGACAGUUGAUGAUUAAUCCCAGUGCCUUGUCUUAAUCUGUGAUUUUAUGUAAUGUUAUUCUUUAAAUAAAAUGUGUAUAUAUUAAUAACAAAA